This is a messenger RNA of Microcebus murinus (gray mouse lemur), 1487 nucleotides long. The record is from RefSeq and is a predicted model, not a curated record. NCBI's taxonomy places the organism in Eukaryota, Metazoa, Chordata, Mammalia, Primates, Cheirogaleidae.
GCUCCUGUUCUUCCCUCUGUCAGACCUGUGACCUGUCACAGAGCCUCCUUGCUCAGAGUCCUCAGCCAUCCUUGGCCUCUUCUACCUCUCAGCCGAAGGACCCAUUAGAAACCUCUUCCGCCUUCUCUGACCCGCCUAACUCCCUUACCUCUCCCUUGCUCAGCCUCCACCAUAUCUGGGUCCUCUUCCUCCUCCUAGUGUCCCAUUGUCCUCUGCUACCACUCUCGCUGGCUCUCCACCAACGUCCCCUGUCAGUCACCACACUCGAUCCCACAUGCGACCCUCAGACCAACCCCUUCUCUGUCCCCUGAGAGGGGUAGCCAAUCCCAAAGGGGCAUGUGUGUCCAUGUUCCCUUUUCCCUUUCUGAUCUCUCUCAGAUUGAAAAGCGUUUAGGCUCCUUUUCUAGCUACCCCACAGCCUACACCAAAGAGUUCCGCCAUCUUACACAAACAUAUGAUUUGAUCUGGCAUGACAUUUUUGUUAUUCUGUCUUCUACCCUUACCACUGAGGAAAAGGAAUGCGUCUGGGCUGCGGCUCAGGGACACGCUGACCAAGUUCACCUUACAGACAAGGAAGCUCCCCGCCAAGAGCCAGGGUGCGAACAUCAACCUACUACCCAGGCCGGGCAGAGGCCCAAAGGGAGGCGUGGGUCCACCAAAAGGCACACCUGCAAGCCCAAGCCUUGGUUGCAGCCCUGCGGCCGGUGGGGCCCGAAAAGCCAUCGACAAAGCAACCAGCCGAACUCCGCCGAGCACCUGCUUCAAGUGCGGUUACUCUCCAAAAUCGUCAUGAAUCUGCUGACGGCCAAAAAAGGAGGAACCUGCCUUUUCCUUCGUGAAGAAUGCUGCUACUAUGUCAACGAAUCGGGCCUUGUAGAACAGAACAUAGACAAACUCACUAACCUGAGUGAAGACCUAUACAACUGCCGCCGCCAGCAUGUAUCCCCCUUCGGCUGGAUACAGUCUCCUUUGGCUACCUGGCUAUUGCCACUAAUAGGACCCAUUGUCAUCAUCUGCCUAAUCUUUCUCUUUGCUAUAAUUCCUCCAGCACCGCCUACAAGAGCUGUCAUGAGUGGCAGUAAACCAACUACUUCUUCAUCUGUACUUCCCCCUACCAGUCACCCCUCCCCCUGCUAGCAGGAAGUAGUCAGAAAGAGCGGCACCCAUCAUAACCAAAAGGCCAGAAUGUAAGGCUGGUGGCUGCCCCCCUCCCUCAUUAGAUCAAAAAGAAAAAGCUCACGAGACCAGACCUUCCAAGGACAACUGCAAGGCCCCACUGAAAACAACACCACCUGGAUAUCCACUCAGAUAAGAAAGUUUUCAGUUCCUGGAUUACGCAAAUACUGCCAGCCCCUCCUAUUUCUCAAUGACCACCGAAGGUCAGAGUGGAAAAUCCCCAGCUCUUCCCACCAAAAGUCCCUAGCCCACCCCAAACAGUAUAAGGGCCCGCACCCCCUCCAAACGGAUGGGAUUUCUCGGGCCCCUCU